CCGGAGCCGCGGGGGCGGGCGCGGAGCUACGGCUAGCGCCUGGCUCGGGCCAGGAGCGGCUCCCUCCCGCCGGGAAGCCGGAGGGCUCGGCGGGGCCCUUCCAGCCGCUGGCAGCGGGAGAGCGGGGAGUGCGCGGAGCGGGGCGCCCGGCCCGCCCCGCCGACCCGCUCCUCCAUGCGGGCGGCGAGCGGGGCUGGGGCGCGGGGCGCCGGGGGCAGCGCGCAGCGGUGCUGAGGCCGCGACCGGGAGAGACGAUGGCCAAAUGGCUGAACAAGUACUUCAGCCUGGGCAAUAGCAAGACCAAGAGCCCUCCGCAGCCCCCGCGGCCCGACUACCGGGAGAAGCGCAACGGUGCCGGCAGCGCGCCCCGCCCCGAGGGGCCGCCGCACCUCCACGUCCACCACCACCACACCUCGCCCGGCUUUUCGCGCCGCCGUCUGCGCGACGACACCAGCGACCUGCUCCGCGCCUACCGCGCCCAGAAGGACCGCGACUUCGAGGACCCCUACAGCGGGCCCGGCUCGUCCCUGCGCAAGCUGCGCGCCAUGUGCCGCCCGGACUACUCGGCGCCCGAGGACCUGGGCGAGGCAGCCCUCAAGGCUUCCUCCUCCUCCUCCUCUUCGUCGUGCUGCGCCACGCCUCCCACCACCGGCUCCCCGCACCUCUUCCGCAGCCACAGCGAGCGCCGCCCGGCGACGCCACCCGACGUGAAGUACAUCUCCCCCAAGCACCGGCUGAUCAAGGUGGAGGGCGGCGGUGGAGGCAGCGACGGCGCGGGCAAGAAGCUCAGCAAGGGCUCCAAGCAGCCGACGGUUGCUGCCCCCUCUGCCAUGAAAGAUAAAGUACUGAUAGCUGAUGACUACUCAGAUCCAUUUGAUGCCAAAAGUGAGUUGAACAGAAUGGGAAAAGGGGAGAACACCGGCUAUAUGGAACCAUACGAAGCCCAGAGAAUAAUGGCUGAGUUUCAACAGCAGGAAGACAUGAAGUCCCAUCAGAAAAACAUGCAGCUCUAUGACACACCCUAUGAACCAGAAGGCAGUGGUGUAGAAUCCGAUUCUGAAAGUGUGGUGAGUCGCCGUUUACGAGAAAGCAAAUUGCCACAGGAUGAUGACAGGCCUGCAGAUGAGUAUGAUCAGCCGUGGGAGUGGAACAAAGUCAGCUUCCCAGCUUUGGCAGCCCAGUUUAAUGGAAGUGGGAAACGGCAAGCAUCUCCUUCUCCCUCAAAUGACCAGCACAGGCAAUUAAGAGCACCUGGAGGAGGCUUUAAACCUAUCAAACAUGGCAGUCCAGAAUUUUGUGGGAUCCUGGGAGAGAGAAUAGAUCCAACUAUUCAACUGGAAAAGCAGAUAUGGUAUCAUGGAGCAAUCAGUCGGACAGAUGCAGAAAACCUGUUGCGUUUAUGUAAGGAGUGUAGCUACCUUGUAAGAAACAGUCAAACAAGCAAGCAUGACUAUUCACUUUCACUGAAGAGCAGUCAAGGUUUUAUGCAUAUGAAGCUGACGAAAACCAAAGAGAAAUACAUCCUGGGUCAGAACAGCCCUCCCUUCGACAGUGUUCCUGAAGUCAUCCACUACUACACUACAAAAAAGCUGCCUAUCAAAGGAGCAGAACACUUGUCCUUGCUCUACCCUGUGGCUGUACGGACUCUCUGAUAACCUAGUCUCACCCCUUCCUGUGGAUGGGAGGUGAGAGAUAAGCUGGGUUGCGCAGAAUUCAUUGCCAGAAUUCAGAGCCUGCAUCUAUGAUGGAGAGAGGCAGGUUUAGUCUUAUGAAUGUGGGCUCUCUGCAGAGUUGUUAGUGGGACAGUGUGAUACUCCUCUUGUGCUGCAUCAUGCCUCUAGGUUUGUGUUGCUGCCUAAGAGAAAGAACACUUAUUUUAAUGCAAGGAGAGCAGAUAGCCUUCCCAGACCUUCUAUGUGAAUGAAAGUGCUUCCCAACAAAAGUUCUUCCUUCGUGUUUUGAGAAGAAUCAACAAGUUCUUCUCAGCAGUAAAAAACCAACAACUUGUAUUCUCUUGCUACCCUAAGAAACUUCUCCAUGAGAAAGAGUAACCUUACUCUGAGGGACCCUAGGGUGUUCUUGAUGGACCUGAGAAGGAGCUGCUUAGCAAGCAGGUCUCUGGCUCUGGUCACAUAGUUUGAUGGGUUUGGGAUUUUUUUAAUGCCGUUUCUUGGGGUAGUCAAAUAUUGAACUUCUAUUAGACACACAAUCUUAAAAUAGUUUUGUGAGAGCAAAUCAUGGUCAAUUACUUAUGAAUAGGGGAUGUAAUUAAACAGUAGUUUGUUAUAUAUUUUUAUCCUUUUUGGUACAAUAAUCUCUUAAUGUUUACUGUCUUCAUUUGCAAGUUUCAUUUGUAGGUACAGGCAGCUAAUUCUGUUUGGGGCAGUUACAUCAUAAUGUUUUAAGUAGUUAGGAUAAGUAAUUUUGAUAUGUGGGUUCGUAUUUAUGCAUGAGGGUGGUCAAAGGCUUUUAUAAAGCUUUAGUAGGCAAAAUCUUCACUUGCUCAUUCGUCUGGAUCAAACAGCUGUCCUACUGAUGCAGCAGGCUAACAUGUAUCACAUUGGCUUUCCACAAGACGGCUUUUGCAGCUGUGAGAAUUGCAGUAUGUAGCAGAGCAGAAUUUUGUUUUUCUGGUCUACCAAGGCAUUUGUAAGCCAUAGCCUCAUUGGCACAUACCUUCUGGCCAGUGCUCUUUUUCACCAUGAGCAGAAGCCUGCUUCCUGCUGUGUUUAAGUCACUGUCAGCCAGCCAGAAGCACUUUGGAAGCUGCUCUGUGUCUUAGUCCUACCAACGCAGUGCCCAUCUACUUGGGAUAUAUUUUCUACAUGCUCUGUGUGCUCAUUCAGUGAGAUAAGUGAAAAAUUAUAAUUGUACACAAGAACUGGGGAAUCUAUAGCCUUAUAGUCCUCAUGUUGUGCCAUCUCCCACAUACAUCUAGAAUAUUGUGCAUUAACCCAUCAGCUGGUAUAGUAGCAAACUGGUUAUAUGCAGGUUAUGUAUUUUACAGACAGCAAUAGGACUGUGAAAUUGUGUGCUAUUUAAUUCAGCUUUCUUAGCUACUACUAUUUUUAUGUAUGCUUAGAAAGAAGUGCAAAUCUGAAAAUUGUGAUGGAGUAACCACUUAUUGCCUGUAAAAAUAGUUCUUUAUGGUAUUGUUUAAUCUGUUAAGAACCUCAAGGAUGA
This is a messenger RNA of Serinus canaria (Common canary), 3183 nucleotides long. RefSeq names its product SH2 domain containing adaptor protein B (gene SHB). The record is from RefSeq and is a predicted model, not a curated record. Bases 255 to 1652 code for a protein of 465 amino acids. Gene Ontology annotation, molecular function: phosphotyrosine residue binding. NCBI's taxonomy places the organism in Eukaryota, Metazoa, Chordata, Aves, Passeriformes, Fringillidae. The transcript has 6 exons.